Dentiscutata heterogama is the source of this 448-nucleotide messenger RNA. Lineage: Eukaryota; Fungi; Glomeromycota; Glomeromycetes; Diversisporales; Gigasporaceae. The record is from the annotation of a GenBank genome assembly.
GAUGUCUAAUUACGGUAACAAGGGUCCUGCUUCAACGAAUUCUACUAAAAAAUCAGACUGGUUCUCGUAUCUUUAUAGUGAAGAUAUCGAUAUUAAUGCAGAUGGUCAGGGUUUUAACUACCGUUAUUUCAUUAAGAAUAUUGAUAAUGCUUUCAAACAAGCAAUUGAUCAAAAGAAGAGCCAUUGCCGUUUAAAGAAAGUUGUUUUUACUUUUGUUCCAGAACAAGAUGUUGAUUAUCGAACAUUAACAUAUUAUGGCCGUGAUAAUGAGGUACCUAAAGACAAGAAUAAAUUGAAUGCUUUUAAAAUGUGUUUUGAAUAUAAGAAUGGUGGAAUCUCUCAGCGUAAAGUUCUUGUCGAAAAUGAUUUUAGAAGAAGUAGUAGUCCUUGUAAUCAAGAAAGAACUUACGUUUUAUAUAGUACCUCUGACAAUUUUGAGGAAGGAAAG